AUGGUCACAACGGUGUCCCAGGAAGAACUCAACACCCCUUGGACCCCAAGCCCCUCCGCUCCUAUGGCUGGGUUAUCCGACCAGUCCCCUGAGGUGGAGAACCCUCAGUCAAUAGAUGCCGAGCGCCCGCUGGAGAUGAUUCCCCACGACCCCAUCCUCAACGCUGAUCCAAAUGCUUGGUUUAUGUGGACUGGGCUGGAUGUCGACGCUUUGGAUUUUACCUUAUCGUCAGCUGUAUCGGAAUGGGCGCAAAUGCCUCCACGGCCGCCAUCUAACUCUGGUGACGUCUCCGUAUUGUUGCCACCCACACCGAUAUCUUCAGGCGCGAUACCGACAGAUGCUCAGGAGCUAGCAACUAACCUCGUACAGCAGAGAUGGUUUUCGCGGCUGACGGUUGGGCAAGGGGCACGGAACUCGCCAUGGGCUUCCAGCAAUCGUGGGGGCUGCUUUGGUGAGGGAAACGUCGCGGCUGAUGAGAAUUACCGGGCGGGCCUGUCGCAGACGCUGCAGCCUCACAUAUACGACGAGACUCUCCCGUCGUCUGACCAACUAAACCUCUUCGCGAACCUCUUCUUCAGCCGCUUCAACUCCCUCUUUCCUAUCGUACAUUCGCCUUCGUUUAAGCCCACCAAGGAGAAUUCUCUGCUCUUCGUCUCAAUUUGCUCUGUCGGCAGCCUCUUUGUAGGAUCGGCCUCUGCCGUGGCGCGAGGGAUCCAUCUUUUUGAGAGGUUGAAUAAGGCGAUUUUAGCGUCCUGGGAGACUAUCUUGUCGCACAGCUGUUCCGACGCCUUAUCAAUGGUACAAGCCGCUGUACUUGGUCAGACGUUCGCAAUUUUAUUGGGCCGUCCCAAGACUCUCAUCCUGGCAGAUGUGCUGCAUGGUACCGUAAUAGCAUGGGCGCGUGAAUGUAACAAGAACGCAAACCUGGGCCCGCGUGACGCUCCAGACCUGGACCCCGCGAUGGCUGAUCUAGAUAAGCAGUGGAGUCGGUGGGUUGAUCACGAACAGCGAAGGCGGGUGGAGAUUGCAUUGAACAUCCACGAUGCAGAGUUGGCUAGUCUAUUGCACCACGAGCCUCUCCGUAAACAUCGUCUUAACCAGUAUCCACGUGUAGCCUCUGACGCACUGUUUAUGGCACCCACCGCGUCACGAUGGGCCGAACUCUACAGAAACACGCCAACCAAGGACCCAUCGCUCUCUAAUUCACUCGAUCCGCUUCAAGCGACGGUGUCAUUCUCUAAGUUCUCAGCGUAUGGAGUCCUGGAAAGUAUCAAUGCACAUACGAUCGAAGCUCGACGAUCGAAUACGUUGGACGAACAUGAAUCUAAACAAUUGUCGAACGUCCUCAUGCGAUGGUGGAGAAUAUAUGCCAAAUACUUCCCCCUGGAUGCGGAGGACGAUCCUUUUAGCCUACCGGUCCUGUGGCACUCUGUUUUCAUUAGUAUCUAUGCUGAUAUAGACCUUCUGGAGCAAGCCAUUGGUCGAGACGGCGACAGUGCCGCUAACGCCAGCUUUUCUCUCAUUAGGUCGUGGGCUACCUCCCUCGAUGCAAGUAGGUGCUUGGUGCAUGUCUUAUUAAUACAGCGGUACCUUGAACGGAUGCGUGUCUCAUCGGAGCCGGCGAUUCAUGUACCUCGAGCUCUUUUCAGCGCAGCUCUGAGAGCUUUACGGCUCCCCGUGAACCUCAGGGACAAGGUUUCGGCGACGCUACAAUAUUGA
Aspergillus bombycis is the source of this 1719-nucleotide messenger RNA. RefSeq lists its product as uncharacterized. Gene Ontology annotation, biological process: regulation of transcription by RNA polymerase II; DNA-templated transcription. Gene Ontology annotation, molecular function: zinc ion binding; DNA-binding transcription factor activity, RNA polymerase II-specific; RNA polymerase II cis-regulatory region sequence-specific DNA binding. Lineage: Eukaryota; Fungi; Ascomycota; Eurotiomycetes; Eurotiales; Aspergillaceae. The record is from RefSeq and is a predicted model, not a curated record. The coding region runs from base 1 to 1719 and encodes 572 amino acids. The transcript is spliced from 2 exons. Gene Ontology annotation, cellular component: chromatin.